This is a messenger RNA of Hirsutella rhossiliensis, 1131 nucleotides long. RefSeq lists its product as uncharacterized. The coding region runs from base 1 to 1131 and encodes 376 amino acids. NCBI's taxonomy places the organism in Eukaryota, Fungi, Ascomycota, Sordariomycetes, Hypocreales, Ophiocordycipitaceae. The record is from RefSeq and is a predicted model, not a curated record. The transcript is spliced from 5 exons.
AUGCCAGCUCGCAAACGCUCACCCGUCGCCGCCCGCCGCCGAUCCGGACGUCUCUCCAGCACGCCCAAGAAGAGCGCAUACUUCCAGGACGACGAGGAAGAGGCCGCAGUCUCCGAGGACGAGCAGCAGCUGCCGCCUGCCAAGAAGCGCCGCGGCCGUCCGCGCAAGACGCAGCCGCCUCCUCCCGCCAGCGAGGACGAGGAUGAGCAGUACAAGGAGGACGAGGACGAGGGGGCGAGGGACGGCGAGGAUGAUGGAGACGAAGAUGAAGACGACGAGGAUGCGCCGCCUAGGGUCGAGAUUAUUCCGCUGGAAAAGAUGAGAGACACGGGCGGCGUUGCGUAUGAGGACGACCGGCUGCACCGCAAUACGCUGCUGUUCCUCAAGGACCUAAAGGCCAACAACAAGCGGCCGUGGCUGAAGUCGCAUGAUGGCGAGUAUCGUCGAGCCCUGAAGGACUGGCAGUCCUUUGUUGAAACCACGACGCAGCGCAUCAUCGAGAUUGACGAGACGGUGCCCGAGCUGCCCAUCAAGGACGUCAUAUUCCGCAUCCACAGGGACAUACGCUUCAGCAAAGACCCAACCCCCUACAAGCCGCAUUUCUCCGCCGCCUGGUCCCGCACAGGCCGCAAGGGCCCCUACGCAUGCUACUACGUGCACUGCGAGCCCGGCUCGUCCUUUGUCGGCGGCGGCCUGUGGCAUCCGGAGGCGCAGCUGGUGACCAAGCUGCGCCGGAAUAUCGACCGGCACCCCGGCCGCUGGCGCCGCGCCCUCGGCGACCCGCUCCUUAAGAAGGCGUUUUUCCCCGCGCUCAAGGCCGGCGCGGGGCCCGAGGAGGCGGUCAAGGCCUUUGUGGGCAAGAACCAGGACAAUGCGCUGAAGAAGCGGCCCAUGGGGUGGGAAGUCACGCACAAGGACAUUGAGCUUCUGAAGCUGAGAAACUACACAAUUGGCACAAAAAUCGACGCCGAGAUGCUAUGCGGCGACGACGCGCAGCAGCGGGUCGAAGAGCUCGUGCGGGCCAUGUCGGGAUUCAUUUCUUUCCUCAACAGCAUCGUCAUGCCAGACCCCCCCAACCUUGACGAGGACGACGAGAGCAGUACUACUGACGGCGACGAGGAUGAGACUUGA